Molecule: messenger RNA, 1362 nt
Organism: Pestalotiopsis fici W106-1
Lineage: Eukaryota; Fungi; Ascomycota; Sordariomycetes; Amphisphaeriales; Sporocadaceae
Exons: 4
Coding region: 1-1362 (453 amino acids)
Source: RefSeq, a predicted model, not a curated record
AUGAAGUUCCACUCUGCGAUUGUCUUGGCCAGCGCACUGCUCGUCAAUGGCAUGGCGGUUGAGCGCGCAACGGUUGAGGAAUGCCGGGUUGUCGACAUUAAGAUCGCCAUCUUACUUGAAGAGAACCCGGUGGUUGCAGAUGAUUUCUGUUCGUCGUACCUCUCCUUGGGUCCGUCCUCUGCGACAGAUAUCUCCGACUCCACCAUAUUUGUCACCACGACAAUCACCACCGCUGUGGCGACUACUACGAUUUCUGCUGCAAUCGUGACCACGACUGAAACUAGCAUCACAACCUUUUCAGGAUGCGGUAUCGAUGGACCGCUAGCCAAACGUGCUUUGGAAUAUCCACGAGAUCCCAAACAUCGGCAUGCGCAUGGUCAUUUACCAGGUCAUAAGCCUCACCCUCAGGCCGUGAAUUAUGGACAAGGUUAUGGCUAUGGUGCAUAUGGAGCAGCCACCACAGUUGCGCCGACGACGACGACGACGACGACGACGGCGACUACGACAUCUCUUUCCGGCGUUGAAACCCUCUCAUCUGCCCUGGCUGAUUUCUUCCCAGCAGACAUUUCCUUGGGUUGUGACUGUCAGCUAAACCCACCCGACGCGACAACUACUGACCUCUUGACAAUUUUUGACUCCUUCACCACUUUGACCAUUACGGAGUUUGUUUCAGGCACUGCUUCCGUGACCGAUGGCGGGCAGACGGUCACUCAUACCGCCACCUCGGUCGUAGUUGAAGAGGCGUGUCCCACGCCGAGCUCUUGUGGUAAUCGCGGCGUUGAAUGGGCCGAGUACCACAAUGAUCAAGGAUACAACGGGGACCCGAGCUAUUACCAAUUCGAUCCCGCAGUUUACAAGACGGCGACACCAAACGCCACGGGAACCACGUCGAAGAUCAAUGUGGACAGCACCUUUGCAAACACUGGAGACACCUUUCCCGUCCCCGUCUAUGAUAUCGAGGUGCCCGUAGAGCUGUUUGUCCUGAACCAUCGAGGGUACUUUUACGCUCCCACGACUGGCGUCUACACCUUUUACAUGCCCCAGGUUGACGAUGCCGGAUUUGUCUGGGUCGGGUCCAAGGCCUAUUCUGGUUGGACCAGGGACAAUGCCGAUAUCAAUUUCAUCACGUCUUUGCCCUUUGACCAACAAAAGACCAGUGUCAACAUUCAACUGGUAGCAGGACAAUUUUUGCCCGUCCGCAUAUUGUUUGUGCAAGCCCAAGGCGGAGUAGUUCUGCAGCUACAAGUCACGGGACCCGACCAUAAUCAAUAUGUGAACUGGUUCACGGAUAGCCCAUUUUUGGUUUCUUAUCCAUGUGCUGACCCAUCACUGGCAUUUCCACCAUGGGGCCAGGAGACUUAA